AAAGCGUUUGUUGAAAUGAACAGCAUUGAAGAAGUCARUUCGSCCCUUGGUGAAUUUCUGGUUGACUUACUCUCCGAAAAAUCAAAUAUGAGCAGUGACGAAGAAGGCCUAAGCUGUUUCAGCAUGGGCCUCAGUGAUAGCGACAUCAGUCUCAGCAGCGACGAAGAAGGUGGAUAUUGCCGGAAUGAUUUAAGGAAGGGAAAGAGCUCUAAAGUAGAGACAGAGCCGACUGAAAACGYGAAUGCGAAAAUGAACAGCAACAAAAGCAAACACAGUCGUCGUCGUCGGCAGCGCUGCUCCAAAAGCAUGGAUCAUCCGAAAACACAUCCACAGAGGUCGUGUAAGGCAAUUAUAAAAGUCCCUAUCACCCAGGACAAUGCRCGAAUUGUCCGCUCGCGUAGCACUCCUUUGCUUAACAAGAACACCAGGAAURAASCGUCUGCCCACUCGUACUCCUCCUCAUAUUCRGUAUCAAAUUCGACCACGACCAUGGGCAGCAGGAAUAGCAUCACCAAUACCAGUAUUAWCAAAUGGAGGAGCAGCAAGCAACAGAAGAAUCGUCCACGGUGCUUGUCCUUCCGGGAUCAUAAUAAUCGCCACCGUGAUUCCAGAUGGUCCAACAACAGCGUUCUGACCAAGAGACUGGCCAAAACCCGGAGUUGUGACCUUGGAAUGGGAUCUGGAUCUCUGCACAAAACCGUUAGUUUUGAYCUCAGCGUUGAAUCUGACUCUAUACAAAAACAAAAGACCCAAUGGUCCAAGAAGAGCAACUUGAAAAAGAAUAGCAGCAAUAAUCUCAGUAKGAAGAAAACAACGCCCUUUCCGACAACAACUUCUACCAUCGAUUCUGUGGUGGCUCUAGUGACAAGAUCUGCGAUAUCGGACGAUGAUGAUUCUUACGAACCUCGUGAGUUUUAUGGAGACGAGGAUUCCUUCUCCACACCUUCGAUAACAUCCUGCGRAACCUCGACAUCCUUCGCAAGCACUAUCAACACCAGGAAUGACACAUUCAUGUUCCAUCGCAACAAUCCCAGACCUUCUACCAGGAAAUCGUUUCCAGGAGGAGAUUCUCAAUGUAUGCCCCAAAUGCCCCAAAGGACAAAGGAUGGUAUAUUUUUUGACGYGAAGAAAGCUCAUCAACGCUCUCUGUCAGACGAUUGUUCUUGGUUUUCYUCCUCCCAGCAUACUGGGGACAGCGAUUCUUUUGGUAUAAAGAGCAGAAACAAGAAGAGAGGGGCGAUCCUUCGCUCUCAAUCGACUUCUGACUCCCUGGGUCGCUGGGCUGCCAUGGCCACCACMAGGGGCUUCGACGGCCCCAGAGCUGAUUCAAAURAUACAACUCUUCACCACUACCUAGCUCCGCCACGCCGGGUUCCGAGCGGCAGUGGACAUAAAAAAGGGGUUUUCAUUUCCAGUGAUGUGGAAGAAAGCACUGACGAUGACGAUAGCUUUAUGGAKKCUUCUUUGACGGAUGAGAGAGUUGUCAUAUCUCCCCAUCAAGCUACAUCGUUUGGCGUGUCCAUCAAGGCCRGYGAUGCGGAAAGCUUGAAGAUUCUCCUUGCAGGAACCAUGCGUUCAUCGGGCAAAGAAUUGAACCCUCGGGAUUCUCUGCGGGAAUAGCGACAACUGCAUGCAGCUACGGUAUCACCAUGACAUAAACGCACCGUCGUCUA
Molecule: messenger RNA, 1673 nt
Organism: Pseudo-nitzschia multistriata
Lineage: Eukaryota; Bacillariophyta; Bacillariophyceae; Bacillariales; Bacillariaceae
Source: the annotation of a GenBank genome assembly